Molecule: messenger RNA, 1623 nt
Organism: Pyrus x bretschneideri (Chinese white pear)
Lineage: Eukaryota; Viridiplantae; Streptophyta; Magnoliopsida; Rosales; Rosaceae
Product: nucleosome assembly protein 1;1
Exons: 11
Coding region: 232-1344 (370 amino acids)
Biological process (GO): nucleosome assembly
Cellular component (GO): chromatin; nucleus
Molecular function (GO): histone binding; chromatin binding
Source: RefSeq, a predicted model, not a curated record
CUCCUCACUAAUCACUGAUUAGCAGAUAAUCACAGUGAUUUGGCUUCGGUUUAGUUUCUGUGUUUGAGUUUUGUCGUGGCUGUUUCAAACCAACUGACGCCUCUACCUCAUUGGUCCGUUACCGUCACGCGCCUCACCUUCGCCAUCUCCCUCCCUUUUUCUUGUCCACUUUCCCUCUCUUUUUCUCUAGGGUUUUGCAUUUUCUCGGCUCCCAAACACCUCUUUCAAACAAUGAGCAGCAACGAGGAUAACUUUGACAUGGCCGAGCUCGACUCAUCCCUCCCCGCCGCCGCCGGCGCUCCGAGUGCAGAGGAUCGUGAUGGCCUUGUGAAUGCUCUCAAGGAUAAGAUUCAGAGCAUGGCUGGACAGCAGACCGACGUCUUGGAAACUUUGUCACCCAUCGUCAGGAAGCGUGUUCAGGUUCUGAGGGAGAUACAGAGCCAACAUGAUGAGAUUGAAACAAAAUUUUUUGAGGAGAAAGCUGCAUUGGAAGCAAAAUACCAGAAGCUUUAUGGACCUCUCUACACUAAGAGAUAUGAGAUUGUUAAUGGUAUAACUGAAGUUGAAGGAGUGACAAACGAAGCUGCAAUAGACCAAGAAGGAGACGAGGACGUCGAAGACAAAGGAGUGCCUGACUUUUGGCUUACUGCAAUGAAGACUAAUGACGUACUUUCUGAGGAGAUUACCGAGCGCGAUGAAGGGGCACUCAAGUAUCUCAAAGAUAUCAAGUGGUCUAGGAUGGAUGAUCCAAAAGGAUUCAAGCUGGAGUUCUUCUUUGAUACUAAUCCAUAUUUCAAAAAUUCCAUCCUGACAAAAACAUAUCACAUGGUCGACGAGAACGAACCUAUUUUGGAGAAGGCUAUUGGGACUGAGAUCGAAUGGUAUCCUGGUAAAAGCUUGACACAGAAGCUUUUGAAGAAGAAGCCAAGAAAGGGAUCGAAGAAUGCGAAACCCGUGACCAAAACUGAAGAUUGUGCAAGCUUCUUUAACUUCUUUAGCCCUCCUGAGGUCCCUAAGGAGGACGAGGAUCUUGAUGAAGAGUCUGCGGAAGAACUCCAAGCUCAGAUGGAACAGGAUUAUGACAUUGGUUCAACAAUUCGAGACAAAAUCAUUCCUCAUGCAACAUCAUGGUUCACUGGAGAGGCUGUUCAUGGGGAUGGGUUUGACGAUUCAGAUGAUGAUGACGAAGACGAUGAGUUAUACGAUGAUGAUGAUGAUGACGACGAAGAGGAUGAGGAUGAUGACGAGGAUGAGGAGGAUAAGGGCACAAAAAAGAAAAGGGGUAAUGUGCAAGGUGCAGAAGGUCAGCAAGGCGAGCGCACUGCGGAGUGCAAGCAGCAAUAGUAACAGAGUUUGCAUAGACGGGCUUGUGCUGGUGGCUUGUGCUGCUUGAGAGUCGAGUUUAGGAUAGCCCUUGUUAUUGUUUGGGGAAGAUUAUUAUCCGCAGGGGUUUUGGGUUUUAUUUCUUCUGUUGGGAUGCUUUGGGUUGGCCAAUGCUGUCUUUGUCCUAUAAACACAUCUAUUUUUUGUUCUUUCUUUUCUUUUUUUUGGGGACGACACAUCUUUUUGAUUGUUUGUUUUUAUUAAAUAUAGCGAAUGCAACAUGCUUUUAUGAUCUUAUCA